ACACGGUACUGCAUGUAGACUUUGUUUUAGGGUUUGUGAACUCAUCUUGAAAAAAAAAGGAAACACUUCCUGUGUGCAUGAGUGUGUAUGUGUGAGAGUGGAUCUUCACUAGAGACAGUGUCAGGAAGACAACCAUCAGCUCCAUUUUGAAUCGUUCUGGCUUUCUGAAAAGACAGUUUGAUGUAAAGCAUAUCUUUUUAGAGAGUUUUACAGAUUUGACCUAAACCUAAAAAAACAUUCAGAAUCAGACAAUAAGGAUUAUUUAGGAUGGCUGCUCAGGCUGUGUUCGUUGUCAUCUUCAUGUUUGCGACCUCCGUGAAGGCUGAAACUGGAGGAGCAACAUUCUGGAGAGAGGACGUCACACUAACCUGUCCUGAAAGUCAUGGCAUGACCUGGUACAAUGAAAAAUCAACUCAAGAAACGUCACCACUUGCAGUAAAUCAACCAAAUGAAUUUAAAUUUAGAUAUGAACGCCCAGUCCAAUACAGAUGUCAACACAAGAACAAUGACCAGGACCCUAAAACAAUGAAUUAUCAUUUCUAUAUCAAAGGAAAAGCCUGUAAGAACUGCUUUGAACUGGGUCCAAUGUUCUUUCUGACUUUCAUUGUUGUGAAUGUAAUUGGGACCGCUGUUCUGAUGAUGAUUGUCUAUAAGUGCUCCAAGAAGAAAAACUCAGAUGGACAAACCUCCUCUAUUAAACUGACUCCAAGACCUGGGCCCCGGGCUCCACAUGGUGCAUCUACUGAGUAUGAGACACUCAACCCUAACACUCGAUCACAGGACACCUACUCUACUGUUGUGAACAGUGGUUUGGUGAACAGGACUGGAUAAAGACAUCUCCUCUACAAUUAUAAAACUCCUUACAUACAUCCUCACAUAUUUUCAUUUUGCUUUAUUGCAAAUCCCAAAUUCAUCAAAGGUGUAGCUUCAUACCGAAUAGAGGAAAUGUGCAGUCCUUGUACAUUAUGCCAGGUUGAAGUUAUUUUAUGAUUUCAAAACACAUGCAACCUUAAAACAUUAAAACAAAACAAUAAACAUUGUUGACAGUUGACACAAACCAUUUUGUUCUACUUGUCUAUUAAAACAGUUUAAACAGCAUAAGUGAAAUAAUAAUUUAUGGGAGAUGUGUUAAAAACAAAGUUAAUAUGUUAUAUAGGAAUGAUUUUAAAAAGUACAGCUUUAUUUUUAUGUAUCUGGGGUUUCUAUAGGUUAUGUUUUAUUCAUUUACGUCCAGUUUAUUUACAUGGCACAACUCAUGUCUCAAGAAAAUUUUAAAAAACAGCUUAAGGUAAAUGUGAAAUAUGUUUCAAACUAUCAAAGACAGAAAGUUUAUAUAUGUAAACCUUAGAAAGCACAAAGGUGGACUGGUUUAAGUUUUUACAACUAAUUACAACUUUCAGUUUUACCAAUUAAGGGCAUCUUGCCACUCUAUAUUAUAUGUAUUAUGCUUUGAAUAUUCAAACUUUUUAUUAGAUUCAAUAAAUAUCAAACUUGUAUGAUCAAACUCAAACAGUUAUUUGCUUUAUUGCUUUUCUAACUGUAUUUGUGCUUUUACUGAUGUUUAUAUUGUACAAGCAGCACGUUUUGUCAGCCGUUUUACUUCAUUCUCUUUUCUUCUUUUUGUUUUUAUAUUUUUCUCUGUAUUAAGUGUCUCUAAUUGAAAUAAACAUGGUUAAACAUC
Messenger RNA from Gambusia affinis (western mosquitofish), 1681 nucleotides. Its product is annotated as T-cell surface glycoprotein CD3 epsilon chain-like. Gene Ontology annotation, cellular component: alpha-beta T cell receptor complex; external side of plasma membrane. Bases 268 to 831 code for a protein of 187 amino acids. Gene Ontology annotation, molecular function: transmembrane signaling receptor activity. Gene Ontology annotation, biological process: cell surface receptor signaling pathway; positive thymic T cell selection. The transcript is spliced from 5 exons. The record is from RefSeq and is a predicted model, not a curated record. NCBI's taxonomy places the organism in Eukaryota, Metazoa, Chordata, Actinopteri, Cyprinodontiformes, Poeciliidae.